Doryrhamphus excisus (bluestripe pipefish) is the source of this 2105-nucleotide messenger RNA. RefSeq names its product ornithine aminotransferase (gene oat). Lineage: Eukaryota; Metazoa; Chordata; Actinopteri; Syngnathiformes; Syngnathidae. The record is from RefSeq and is a predicted model, not a curated record. Gene Ontology annotation, molecular function: L-ornithine transaminase activity; pyridoxal phosphate binding; identical protein binding. Gene Ontology annotation, cellular component: cytoplasm.
UGAAUUUGAUCUCGCAAUCAAAUCGAAGGUUGCAACAUGGGGGCGUGUCCUAAAACGUCACACCUACUAGAUAUUUUUGUUAGUCGCAAUCCAACAUCCAUUUGGACCCACUCGGAACCUUCAGUGGUCGAACAAACUUCUUCCCCCGACACUUGAUAACUCGCAACUCCGUAAGACGCCAGGAUGAAAUCAGUGGUUCUCCAGCUGGGUCGCAACCUGCGAAGGCCCGUCCCGCUGCUCCGCAGCAGCGUCCACUUGGGGGGUCAAUGUCCCGCUUCAACCGCGGCCACCAUGAAGAAGUUUGAACAGCCGAUCACUUCUGAGGAGAUCUACGCCCGCGAGGACAAGUACGGGGCACAUAACUACCAUCCCCUGCCUGUCGCCCUGGAGAAGGGGGAAGGCGUCUUUGUAUGGGACGUGGAAGGCAGACGCUACUUUGAUUUCCUGAGCGCUUACAGUGCCGUCAAUCAGGGCCACUGCCACCCCAAGAUCGUCGCCGCCCUCAACGCGCAGGCCUCCAAGCUCACCCUGACCUCCAGAGCCUUCUACAACAACAUCCUCGGGGUCUAUGAGGAGUACAUCACCAACAUGUUUGGCUACGACAAGGUCCUACCCAUGAACACGGGCGUCGAAGGUGGCGAGACGGCCUGCAAGCUGGCUCGGAAGUGGGCCUACAACGUGAAGGGCAUCCCCAAAAACAAAGCCAAGAUCGUCUUUGCCCAUGGGAACUUCUGGGGCCGCACCCUUGCAGCCAUCUCCAGCUCCAAUGACCCCAGCAGCUACGAAGGCUUUGGCCCCUACAUGCCGGGCUUUGAGCUGGUCCCGUUCAACGACACUCCAGCCCUGGAGGAAGCCCUCAAGGACCCGCAUGUCGCAGCCUUCAUGGUGGAGCCCAUCCAGGGCGAGGCUGGGGUGGUGGUGCCCGAUGACGGCUACCUGACCAAAGUCAGGGAGCUGUGUACGCGACACAAUGUGCUGUGGAUCGCCGACGAGGUCCAGACAGGCCUGGCCCGCUGUGGGCGGCGUUUGGCUGUGGACCACGAGGAAGUGCGUCCAGAUCUGGUCAUCUUGGGAAAAGCUCUUUCGGGAGGAGUUUACCCCGUGUCUGCUGUUCUGUGCGACGACGAGGUCAUGCUGACUAUCAAGCCCGGGGAGCACGGGUCCACGUACGGCGGUAACCCCAUUGCCUGUCGGGUAGCCAUGGCCGCACUCCAGGUGAUGGAGGAGGAGAAGCUGGCGGAGAACGCUGACAGAAUGGGACAGUUGCUGCGCGCCGAGCUGCGGAAGCUUCCAUCAGACAUCGUGACCACGGUGCGAGGCAAAGGCCUGCUCAACGCCAUCGUCAUCAAGGAGACCAAAGACAUCGAUGCGUGGAAGGUGUGCCUUCUUCUCCGCGACAACGGACUGCUUGCGAAGCCGACCCACGGCGACAUCAUCCGUCUGGCCCCGCCCCUCACCAUCAACGAGCACCAGCUGAGGGAGUGCGUGGACAUCAUCCGCAGGACCAUCGCGUCACUCUAAAGUAUCAAACGGUUCCACUCAGCCACACAGCAUCAGAUUGACAUUGUAGUCUGCUUAUUUUGUCCUAAAUUACCAAAUCGUAUUUAAAAACAAACGUGUGCGUUACUCUAGUGACACAAUAUGCACGGAUGCCACUUUAGUUCACAUAAGCAUCAUUACUGAAUGUAUGGCAGUGCAGGUAGUUAUUUUAAAUUCAUUUUCAACUUUUACCAAUGAAGCAACUACCAUUGAAAUGUUUUUUUAUCUAAUAUACCAACAUAGGCAUAUACCCAUUCAUCAAAAAGUGCUCAAGAAGCUUCAAGAGCCUACCUUUUUAUGGUUAUUACAACUAUAUUGGCUAGUAUUUUUUACUAGUAUUGGUACUUGGAACCCGUGAAUGUAUCAGUUAAGUGACGCUACGAAUAUUUGGAAUAUUAUACAGUACGGGUCAAAAUUGUUACACUUGCUCAUGCUAUUGAAUGAGAAACUAUGUCCAAAUAUUUGACUUGGUGUUGUAGCUGUUGUCUUUUUUAAAAGCUAGGGUUUGUUACACAAACGCAAAAAGAAAACAAUCAGAAUUUCUUCCAAUAAAUUAUUGCAGUCAU